AAUUUGGCUGCCUGGCUAUUAUAGUCUGUAUUCUUGUAUUUGUUUUAAUUUUUAGGAGGCUGAUGGAACUUUGGAUUGUAUCAGCAUGGCCCUGACUUGCACCUUUAACAGGUGGGGCACACUGCUUGCAGUUGGCUGUAAUGAUGGCCGAAUUGUCAUCUGGGAUUUCUUGACAAGAGGCAUUGCUAAAAUAAUUAGUGCACACAUCCAUCCAGUCUGUUCUUUAUGCUGGAGUCGAGAUGGUCAUAAGCUCGUGAGUGCUUCCACUGAUAACAUAGUGUCACAGUGGGACGUUCUUUCAGGCGACUGUGACCAGAGGUUUCGAUUCCCUUCACCCAUCUUAAAAGUCCAGUAUCAUCCACGAGAUCAGAACAAGGUUCUCGUGUGUCCCAUGAAAUCUGCUCCUGUCAUGUUGACCCUUUCAGAUUCCAAACAUGUUGUUCUGCCGGUAGACGAUGACUCCGAUUUGAACGUGGUGGCAUCUUUUGAUAGGCGAGGGGAAUAUAUUUAUACGGGAAAUGCAAAAGGCAAGAUUUUGGUCCUAAAAACAGAUUCUCAGGAUCUUGUUGCUUCCUUCAGAGUAACAACUGGAACAAGCAAUACCACGGCCAUCAAAUCAAUUGAAUUUGCCCGGAAAGGGAGUUGCUUUUUAAUUAACACGGCAGAUCGAAUAAUCAGAGUUUAUGAUGGCAGAGAAAUCUUAACCUGCGGAAGAGAUGGAGAGCCUGAACCCAUGCAGAAAUUGCAGGACCUGGUGAAUAGGACCCCGUGGAAGAAAUGUUGUUUCUCUGGGGAUGGGGAAUACAUCGUGGCAGGUUCUGCCCGGCAGCAUGCCCUGUACAUCUGGGAGAAGAGCAUUGGUAACCUGGUGAAGAUUCUCCAUGGGACGAGAGGAGAACUCCUCUUGGAUGUAGCUUGGCAUCCUGUUCGACCCAUCAUAGCAUCCAUUUCUAGUGGAGUGGUAUCUAUCUGGGCACAAAAUCAAGUGGAAAACUGGAGUGCAUUCGCACCAGAUUUCAAGGAAUUGGAUGAAAAUGUAGAAUAUGAGGAAAGGGAAUCAGAGUUUGAUAUUGAAGAUGAAGAUAAGAGUGAGCCUGAGCAGACAGGGGCUGAUGCUGCAGAAGAUGAGGAGGUGGAUGUCACCAGUGUGGACCCCAUUGCUGCCUUCUGUAGCAGUGAUGAAGAGCUGGAAGAUUCAAAGGCUCUAUUGUAUUUACCCAUUGCCCCUGAGGUAGAAGACCCAGAAGAAAAUCCUUAUGGCCCCCCACCGGAUGCAGUCCAAACCUCCUUGAUGGACGAAGGGGGUAGUUCAGAGAAGAAGAGGCAGUCUUCAGCAGAUGGGUCCCAGCCACCUAAGAAGAAACCCAAAACAACCAAUAUAGAACUUCAAGGAGUACCAAAUGAUGAAGUCCAUCCACUACUGGGUGUGAAGGGGGAUGGCAAAUCCAAGAAGAAGCAAGCAGGCCGGCCUAAAGGAUCAAAAGGUAAAGAGAAAGAUUCUCCAUUUAAACCGAAACUCUACAAAGGGGACAGAGGUUUACCUCUGGAAGGAUCAGCGAAGGGUAAAGUGCAGGCGGAACUCAGCCAGCCCUUGACAGCAGGAGGAGCAAUCUCAGAAUUGUUAUGAAGACCCUUGAAGUUCUUCGUUCUUCCCCACUUUGCCAUCAUGUGGCCUCUGGACACUGUGGUCAGUCAUUUGAGAUUGACUUUAAUUUAAAACAAAGGCCUCUGCCUCCCACCCAGGAGGUGGGAGGAGUGAGUUUUAUGUUUGAAUGAAGAAGCGAAUUAUGGAAGAAGAGUAUAUGUCCCUUACCUUCCUUUUCAAGCGUAAGUCCAAAUAGGCUCUCAGGAAUGAGGAUUGUGAAGACAUCAGAUAGGAGCUUUGACUCAUUUAAACUUUGAUGCUUAGUUACAUUGCUGGAGAAAAAAUACCUAUGUUUUGCUCAUAUAAUGUUAUUGUACCCAGCAUCAUUAUGGCUGUCAUUUCCUGUCUCCUGUUAGCCUUCCAUCCUCAGUGCAUGUCCUCGAGUGACUUGUUCUUAUCUGAAAUUUUGCUACCAGUAUCCUAGGGAAACUUCUGUUGCUAAUUCUCUUUCUUUCAUUUUUUAAACUUACCUUCCCCCCAGAUAUCUCCUAUAUUUCCAUAUUGUGUACCAAGGAUGGGCAGGAAAGAACGUGCUUGAAAAAUUUCAAAUUUUCAGGAAUGGAAGAAAGAUAAGGCCCCCCUUUUCCUACCGUACUACAUUUUGCUCAAGAAGCUGGGCUGUAAGAGAUUCAAGGUUUUUCCUUGUUUUCCUUUCAUUGCAUGUUCCCCUCCAGUGUUGGUUCAUUGUCAUUAAUCAUGGUUUUGAAGAUAGCUAGUUUUAUCCAUCUCCAGCAAAGAAUCACCAACAGUUUGUAUCGCUUUGUGUGUGCUGGCUUCCAGAGAUGGAAACAAACCAUGGUGUCACUCAACAAGCUUCUUUUUUAUUGGGAUGGGGGAAUCUAUGCAAGGACUAGGGUAAAACCAUCCAAAAUCAAAGCAGCAACAAUACAGUUCAAAUCAAAGAUCAAGGUGAAAUUUUUUUUUAACAUUGCCUGUGGAAAUCUGUCCCCAUCAGUCCCUUCCUGUAUCUAUGCUCCUUUUUCUAUGUUUCAGUCACUUCCUUUCUGUGAAAGGUUGCUAGCUUUUUUGCCCUUUUUUUUUGCUUUUGUUGUUCUAUAGAUAGAAAGAUUGGAUAGAUGUGUACAUUAGGUGUUUGA
Molecule: messenger RNA, 2742 nt
Organism: Propithecus coquereli (Coquerel's sifaka)
Lineage: Eukaryota; Metazoa; Chordata; Mammalia; Primates; Indriidae
Gene: RBBP5
Product: retinoblastoma binding protein 5
Exons: 12
Coding region: 86-1627 (513 amino acids)
Cellular component (GO): Set1C/COMPASS complex
Molecular function (GO): protein binding
Source: RefSeq, a predicted model, not a curated record